UCCUGCUUUUAGUUCAAGUCUUUGCUGCUGUUUAUAAUAAAUUUGCGUGGAAUUGCUGGGGAAACUUCCCAAGUUGAACUUACAGGGUCAGUCAUUCCCUCCUAUUUUGCAGUAGACCUAUUUUCAGUGUUGAUUGGAUGGAAUAACACGUUCUUUCUGUGGUGCAAAAGAGACAUGCUUUUCUAAAUUCAUUUUCUCCUCUCUUGACCAUCUCCAUCUGACAUAGACAACCGAAAUUUCGGUACUCGAGCGAAUGGACUAGCCCAAUUGUUGAGUUGAUAAACACGAGAAACUUUAGUUGGCGAGAAGAAAGAGCAAUUCUGUUUAUAAAAUUUCAAAGAGAUAUUGUGCCUAGUUAGGAUGUUCAAUAAUUUCAUUCUCAUCAUGGAGAUCACUGCUGUCUAUCGGUGCUUCUUAUUACUCUUGCUUCUAUGCAUAGUCCUUAAUUGCCGAGGGUGCAUGGAUGAAGAAAGGGAUGCUCUCCUACAAAUUAAAACUUCAAUAAACAGCCCAGAUGGAACUGCUUUCUCAAGCUGGUUCGGAGAAGAUUGUUGCCAGUGGGAGGGUGUUGAAUGCGAUGCAUCCACGACUCAUGUCAGUAGGAUCUUAUUUCAACACCAAAGGGAUCAAAGCUUGCUUGAAAAUUGGUAUCCAAAUGCUACCCUAUUUGCUCAGUUUAGGGACUUGAAAGAACUUGAACUGCCAGGGAACCGUAUUGAGGGAUUCACUUCACCUGACGAGCUUCAAAAACUCAAGCACCUUCAGAGGCUAAAUCUGCACGACAACUCAAUCGAAAACGCUUCACAUCUCUGCUGGGGGAGGGGGCAAUUACCUUCUCUUUAUUCCUUAGAUUUGUCCAAUAACCAGUUAAAAGGUUAUCUUCCAGAAUGCCUCCGUGGUGCCCUGUCCUUAACGGAACUAAUCGUGUCUCAUAACUAUCUCCAAGGAAACAUCUCUGCAUGGCUGAGUAAUAUGACUUCCCUCACGCUUCUAGACCUCUCUAACAAUCAAUUCAGUGGUUCCUUUCCUUCCUUUCUAGUCCAAAGCCUAACAAAUAUUGAGACACUUAAAUUGUCUACAAAUCAAUUCAAAGGCAGGGUUUCAUUUUCCAGUUUUGCCAAUUUAUCGAAGCUCAGUUCGCUUGACAUUUCAUACAAUGCCCAUCUACAGCUGGAAACAGAGUCCCCGACUUGGUUCCCAUCUUUCAACUUAACUGUGCUGAGUUUAUCUGGUUGUAACCUACGAAAUAUCCCCAGCUUCGUUUUCACACAGAACCACCUGAAUUCUCUAGAUCUAUCAGACAACAAUUUGAGUGGUCCAUUCCCUAGGACCUUCCGGAACAUAAGUUCACAGCUUGCUUCACUAGACAUCUCCAACAAUAGCUUCAACGGGCCAUUACCUGAAGAUAUCAACUUGAUUUUUCCAGAGUUGCUUUUUCUAGACGCAUCCUUAAAUGUCUUCAGAGGUGGCAUACCCCCAUCCUUUUGUAGAUUAAAACGACUUCAUACUCUGAUCUUAUCAGGCAACAAAUUACGUGGAGCGAUUCCCUACCUUUUGACAAGUAAUAUGAGUUCCCUUGAGUAUUUGCAUUUGAGCAACAACAACUUGGGAGGAGACGCACUUCCCAAAAUUCAACCCAAGCUUAAGGUAUUAGAUCUUGGCAGGAAUGACUUCACCGGAACCUUCCAAGAUAGCCUGUCGAGGAGUUUCUCACAAUCGCUCGCAUUCCCUCAAUUAAGAGUACUCAUUCUUAGUGGGAACCGUUUGCAAGGGCAAAUACCGCAGCAACUGUGCCGAAUGAGACGUUUGAGUGUAUUGGAUCUUUCUAACAACAAUCUUUCUGGUAACAUUCCCAAUUGCAUUGACAACAUCACUUCUUGGACAGCAGUGGACCAGAGCCGUGCUGUUCAUAUAUAUUUUAUCACCGCUUUAGAUUUGUCCUGCAAUAGAUUGACUGGUUCAAUACCCCUCCAAAUUACACAACUGAAAGCAAUCAUAGCGUUGAACAUGUCCCACAAUCUUCUCACGGGUCAAAUACCGGCAUCCCUGGGAAACUUAGAAGCGCUGGAAGCGUUGGAUCUUUCCCAUAACAAGCUCUUUGGUGAGUUAUCCCAAGAAUUAACUGCUCUUAUAUUUCUCGGGUUUUUCGACGUUUCUUUCAACAACCUAUCAGGCGCGACACCACAAGGAAAUCAGUUUAAUACGUUUCAGAAUGCCAGUUAUGUAGGCAACCCCGGUCUUUGUGGCUUCCCACUAGAAAGGAAAUGUGGUCCAGAUAUACGGAAACAAUCCCAUGUCAUGUCAAACAUGGCCAGAACGUACAGUUUGCUAUUUCAUUGCGCAUUUCUUAUUCUUGUUGUAAAUGUCAGUUUCCUCUUUUCCAUAGUAUAAAAAUUGAUUGAACCUCUAUGCAGACAAUGAUUUGCAUCUUGUUGCACAUGCUAUUUAUUUUUAAAUUUAUCAGUGAUAUACUACUAU
This is a messenger RNA of Theobroma umbraticum, 2478 nucleotides long. RefSeq names its product receptor-like protein 15. Lineage: Eukaryota; Viridiplantae; Streptophyta; Magnoliopsida; Malvales; Malvaceae. Gene Ontology annotation, molecular function: protein binding. The record is from RefSeq and is a predicted model, not a curated record.